Molecule: messenger RNA, 1434 nt
Organism: Cornus florida
Lineage: Eukaryota; Viridiplantae; Streptophyta; Magnoliopsida; Cornales; Cornaceae
Exons: 1
Coding region: 55-1194 (379 amino acids)
Source: RefSeq, a predicted model, not a curated record
CCCCAUCUUUGAGCUCCCCAAUCCACCAAAAAUCCUACAAAGCUCCGAACCAUAAUGAUUCAAACCCGAAAAAUGUCCAACCACCACCACUCCUCUUCUUUCCCUUCUUGCUUCCGCCCCAAUUCCACCACCUCCGCCGCCUCUAACCACCGCUCCGCGGCGGCGGCCCACUGUUCGGGCAACAAUCCCAACCUCACCACCUGUCUCUACCACACCCACUUGGGCCUCUUCGCCCUCACCUGGUCCCGCAACCUCCUCGGCAGCUCCCUCCACCUCCACCUCCUCCUCCAGCCACCACACUCCGCCGCGGAUGACGACCACAACCUCUCUCUUCCUUCUCUUCCUUCUCUCCCUACCCCUUCUUUCCAUCUCCAAAUCAAACCCUUCUUUUUCUGGACCAAACAGGGCUCCAAAAAGCUCAAUCUCACCACCGACACAACCCAAAACAUCCAAAUCUUCUGGGAUCUCUCGAAAGCCAAAUUCGGGUCCGGACCGGAACCCCAAUCCGGAUUCUACAUCGCCGUCGUCGUCUCCGGCGAAAUGACCCUCCUCGUCGGCGACUCCCCCAACGAAGCUUACUACAAAAUCAGAGCUAAAAAGCCCGAAAAGCCCCAAAAUAUGGUCCUGAGAAGAGAACAUGUGUACGGAAACAAACUCUACACCACAAAAGCGAACUUUGGAGGCAAAACCAGAGAAAUCUCCAUAGAUUGCAGAGUAAAUGACGAUCCGAGACUCUGUUUCAGCAUUGAUCACAACAGGGUUUUGCAGAUUAAGCAUCUAAAGUGGAAAUUCAGAGGCAAUGAGAGGAUCGAAGCUGAUGGGGUCCACAUACAGGUCUCAUGGGAUGUGUAUAACUGGCUCUUUGAGGAAGACGAUCAAGAUGGGUAUGCUCUGUUCAUGUUCAGAUUUGAGAAAACAGGGCUCGAUGAAGAUGUUGAAGAUGAUGAUUAUGAGAUGAACCAUUUGAAAGAGAAGAAUGGGAUGGCCUUGUGGUCACACCAGUCAUGUGGGUUUGGGUUCGAGAAGAAGAAGAUGAAGAAGGGGGUGUUAAGGAGCUCGAGAAGCUCGUCCUCGUCGUCACUGUCGUCGGCUUCGUCGGGAUGUAGCUCUGUCAUGGAAUGGGCAAGUAUGGAAGAGAAUGAGCUCAAGGGUCCUUCUGGUUUUUCUUUGCUAGUUUAUGCUUGGAAGAGUUGAAGAUGAUACAUACACGCACUGGUAGUAUAAUUGUUUGUUUCACUCACUAACCCCAUUUGUUCGUGAACAUACAAAGAAUAAAUAAAUUUGUGGCAUAUAAGAGAAAGAUAUAUGGAUAAUAGGAUAUAUAUAUAUAUAUAUAUAGGUCUAACAACUCUUGUUUUCAUUUUUCUAGUGAAAGAUCUUUGUGUUGAUUGUAAUCAAAGAUGUUAGCAAAAUUUUAGUAAUUUUGAUUUUCCA